Messenger RNA from Arachis ipaensis, 738 nucleotides. The record is from RefSeq and is a predicted model, not a curated record. NCBI's taxonomy places the organism in Eukaryota, Viridiplantae, Streptophyta, Magnoliopsida, Fabales, Fabaceae.
CUGCAUGCUUUUUUGCUGAGCUUGGAUAUGCAAAACCUGUUGCUAAAGAAGUUCUGAAGGGUCUUUUUGUGCCAGAACUAAAAGGAAGCGGUGCUACUGGUCUCGCGAUUUCACUCCUAGGGGCUAUGGUUAUGUUAUUAUCCAGUAUACCACUCACUGUAUGAUGAUUUCAUCUGGAUGCAGAACUUUGGAGAUCCUAUGUUUCAUAGGCAUGUUGCAGCUGCAAGUGUUUGGGGUCUAGUAGCAUUAUGGCUAGCAGAUGAGGAGUUCUUACCUUUUGAUUAUCAAUCCUAUGCUAAGGAGCUCCAGCUUAAUGUGAAGAACUUGGAAGAUGAGAUUUCAAAUAAAGACAUGAAUUUGUCUCCUAUAUUGAAGUCAAUCAAGGAGCUUGAGAAAGCAGCAAUCAAGAUAAAUGACCAGAGAAAGGAAAUAGAAGCAAGUAAAGGUUGGAGAACAUGGAAAGAGUACCAAAUGAAAGUGAGAGAUGUGAAUGAUAGACUUAUGAUGGCGGAACGUGCAUUCACUGACAGAGAUGGCCUCUUAGGAAUGACAUGGCAUAAUCAUUUGGGUUCUAACUUCUAAGAAAGAUGAAAUUGAAGAAACCAAGCAAGCAAAGCAGAGAAGAAACAUCAAACAUGGCUGCUACUGUUGGAAUCACAGAAUUUAUUGGAGCAGAGAUGAUUGAGAAGGCAAUUUCUUAGUAGAUGAAGCUAUUUUGUCCAAGCUAAAGUCAAAGAA